AUGGAUAGUAAGGAGGUACUAGUGCAUGUUAAGAAUCUGGAAAAGAACAAGAGUAAUGAUGCUGCAGUUCUAGAAAUCUUGCAUGCCUUGGAUAAAGAAUUCGUCCCAACUGAAAAAUUACUGAGAGAAACAAAAGUUGGUGUGGAAGUCAACAAGUUUAAAAAAUCUAAUAAUGCAGAGAUCAGCAAGCUCGUGAAAAAAAUGAUUGGCUCUUGGAAAGAUGCAAUUAAUAAAAACAAGCGUUCCAGACAAGCACAGCAACAUCAUCAAGAUCACGCGCCAGGCAAUGCGGAGGAUAAGACGACUGCAGGUGGGUCUGUGAACGGUGUAGAUCAGCCUGCCUCCUCUCAGUCAGAUGCCACGAAACAGGACAAGUAUGUCAGCACUAAACCAAGAAAUAGUAAGAAUGAUGGUGUGGAUACGGCUAUAUAUCACCAUAAAUUACGUGAUCAGGUACUAAAGGCACUAUAUGACGUUUUGGCCAAAGAAAGUGAGCAUCCUCCCCAAUCUAUUUUACACACUGCGAAAGCUAUAGAAAGUGAAAUGAAUAAAGUUAACAACUGUGACACUAGCGAAGCCGCUUAUAAAGCCAGGUACCGUAUAAUUUAUUCAAACGUCAUAUCAAAGAAUAAUCCAGACCUCAAACAUAAAAUUGCCAACGGUGAUAUAACGCCAGAAUUCUUGGCUACAUGCGAUGCCAAGGAUCUAGCCCCAGCGCCUUUGAAGCAAAAGAUAGAAGAAAUUGCCAAACAAAACUUAUACAACGCACAAGGUGCCACUAUAGAAAGGUCAGUCACCGAUAGAUUUACAUGUGGUAAAUGUAAAGAGAAGAAGGUAUCUUACUACCAAUUGCAAACAAGAUCUGCGGAUGAACCAUUGACCACUUUCUGUACAUGUGAGGCAUGCGGUAACAGAUGGAAAUUCUCUUAG
Saccharomyces paradoxus is the source of this 930-nucleotide messenger RNA. RefSeq names its product transcription elongation factor DST1 (gene DST1). Bases 1 to 930 code for a protein of 309 amino acids. Gene Ontology annotation, molecular function: zinc ion binding; RNA polymerase II transcription regulatory region sequence-specific DNA binding. Lineage: Eukaryota; Fungi; Ascomycota; Saccharomycetes; Saccharomycetales; Saccharomycetaceae. Gene Ontology annotation, cellular component: nucleus. The record is from RefSeq and is a predicted model, not a curated record. Gene Ontology annotation, biological process: regulation of mRNA 3'-end processing; transcription elongation by RNA polymerase I; transcription elongation by RNA polymerase II. The transcript has a single exon.